AUGCCACUCGGUCCCUGCUCGGACACCCGGCACGGCACAAGGAGGUCGGACAUCGAGGUGCUGCCCCUCUCCUUGAUGCCAGCCACGCUCCUCAUCCUCCUCGUCCUCCUCAGCCCCACCGAGAUCCGUCUCGCCAACGGGCCCAGCCGGUGCCAGGGGCGAGUGGAGAUCCUCUACAACGGCUCCUGGGGGACGGUGUGUGACGACGACUGGGACAUCGUGGAUGCCAACGUGGUGUGUCGCCAGCUGGGCUGUGGCCAUGCCAUCACCCUGCCAGCUGCCAUGACCUUUGGCCAGGGCAGUGGGCCCAUCUUCCUGGACAAUGUGGACUGCAAGGGCUGGGAGGCAGCCCUGAGCGAGUGCUGGAGCCACGGCUGGGGCAUCCACAACUGCUACCACUACGAGGAUGUGGCUGUUGUGUGCAAUGGUAACGAGGUUGUGUUCCUUGGGGGCAUCCGCCUGGUGAGCGGCCCCGACACCUGCCAGGGCCGGGUGGAGAUCUUCUACCGCGGGAACUGGGGCACCGUCUGCGAUGAUGACUGGGGCCUGAGCGACGCCAGCGUGGUCUGCAAGCAGCUGGGCUGUGGGCAAGCCCUGGAUUACAAGAGCAAUGCCUAUUUUGGCUAUGGAACAGGACGUAUCCUCCUGGACAACGUCAACUGCGACGGCAGUGAGCCCUUCCUGUCUGCCUGCUACAGCCUGGGCUGGGGCAUCCAUAACUGCGGCCACCACGAGGAUGCUGGGGUCAUCUGCACAGGGCUGGACACAUCCACCAUCACAUCAUUCACCACCUCGGUAGCCCUGGCCUCCGAGGAGACGCUCACAGCCACGGCCACAGCAGUGACAGACAGCAGGGACCAGCCCUCCCAGGCCACCGAGGUGGUCACCACCACGCUCCCGACCAUGGAGCAGGAAAGUGGCGGCUUGCGGCUGGCGAACGGGAACGGGAGCUGCCGCGGGCGGGUGGAGGUGCGGCACCGCGGCACGUGGGGCACCGUCUGCGACGACGACUGGGACUUCCCCGACGCCCAGGUGGUUUGCCGGCAGCUGGGCUGCGGCACCGCCCUCGCCGCCACCGUGCUCGGCUCCUUCGGCUACGGCAGCGGGCCGGUGCUGCUGGAUAACGUGGGCUGCGGCGGCGGCGAGGCGCGCCUGGCCGACUGCUUCCACCUGGGCUGGGGACAGCACAACUGCGGCCACCACGAGGACGCCGGGGUCAUCUGCCGAGGUGCUGAUGACACUGAAGACCAUUUCCAAGAAGCCACUGCUACAACCACCACCUUGGCCCUGACUCGUCCCAAGGAGGGGUCCCUGCGGCUGGUGAACGGCAGCCACCGCUGCGAGGGGCGCGUGGAGAUGUUCUACCUGUCCCAGUGGGGCACGGUGUGCGACGACGCCUGGGACCUGCGGGACGCCAGGGUGGUGUGCAGGCAGCUGGGCUGUGGCCACGCCGUGGCAGCCUGGGGGGAGGCACGCUACGGCCAAGGCACCGGCUACAUCUUCCUCGACAACCUCAAGUGCAAAGGCCACGAGCCCUCACUGCUGCGCUGCUCCCACAUCCGCUGGGACGUGCACAACUGCGACCACUCCGAGGAUGCCGGUGCUGUCUGUGACAUCCUAUGA
Poecile atricapillus (Black-capped chickadee) is the source of this 1623-nucleotide messenger RNA. It is a transcript of the gene SSC4D, whose product is annotated as scavenger receptor cysteine rich family member with 4 domains. The coding region runs from base 1 to 1623 and encodes 540 amino acids. The transcript is spliced from 8 exons. The record is from RefSeq and is a predicted model, not a curated record. Lineage: Eukaryota; Metazoa; Chordata; Aves; Passeriformes; Paridae. Gene Ontology annotation, cellular component: membrane.